This is a messenger RNA of Perkinsus marinus ATCC 50983, 546 nucleotides long. Its product is annotated as pumilio, putative. Lineage: Eukaryota; Perkinsozoa; Perkinsida; Perkinsidae. Gene Ontology annotation, biological process: post-transcriptional regulation of gene expression. Gene Ontology annotation, molecular function: mRNA 3'-UTR binding. The record is from RefSeq and is a predicted model, not a curated record. The coding region runs from base 1 to 546 and encodes 181 amino acids. The transcript has a single exon. Gene Ontology annotation, cellular component: cytoplasm.
AUGAUAACCAAGAUGCGGACGUCUAUUGUGAGGUCAUGUGCUGAGCUGAGCACCAACUCUUUCGGCAAUUACGUUAUUCAGCAUGUCAUAGUUUAUGGCACACAAGCAGACCGGAAGGCGAUAUACAGUUACGUUAUGGAGGACAUCACCGCUGCGUCGUGUCAUAAGUUUUCGACUAAUGUUGUUGACAAGUGUCUGCAGCACUUGACCAUGGUGGAGUUGGCCCACGUAAUUUCGGUAGUCUUGGGUGACUCGGGUGCUGAGGCCGCCUCUAUAGCGGCGUGGGGUGGCAGUGCGGGAGAGGCCGUGGCUCUGUCUGUUAUGCUGCGGGAUCGUUACGGAUGCGCCAUCGUCUCGAGGCUACUCGAAUUGGCACCGAGUGAGAUGAUUGAGCGAAGUCGGCUUGUGUGGAAGUUGAAGGAGCAGCUGCCAGCAUUAAGGAAGUCUUCCUUUGCUAAACAUUUGGUUGCCGCGGUGGAGUCGAUUCAUGCAGGAUCGUUGCCCCCGGUUCCAGGACAGUUCUCGAGACAAUCGUCUGCUCACUGA